AUGCCUGAGUGGUGUAUGGACCAAAUUCUUCAAGACUACUUGCAGUUUGUCAGAGAACUUGAAAGAUUGUCUGGCUCCCAAAAGAAAUGGUUCAAUGUUCACAGUUCCUCAACUUCUACGAUGGUUGAUGUCGGAGAAGAUGCAAUUAUGAAUUGCUACCUCAAUCCUGAAAUAAGUGCUGAGGACAUGGAGAUUAGGUGGAUCAAGGACAAUGAUGGUUCAACCAUUUACAAAUAUCGCAAAGGAGUGGAAGAGCUAGAAGGUGUGAACAGUGCGUUUCAUGGACGCACAGAAUUGAUAAGGGAUGGAAUAAAAAAAGGAAAUAUUUCUCUAAAGAUACUCAACAUUCAGCCCUCCGAUAAUGGUUUAUAUACAUGCUACUUCCAGAGUACGUUCAUGUUUGAUAAAGCCAGAAUAGAAAUCCUACCACGGUCAAUUGGAACAAAUCUUUUUUUUUCAAUUGAGCCACAAGAACUCAACCUUAAAGUGACAUGUUCUUCAUCUGGUUGGUAUCCACAACCAGACGGACAAUGGUUUAGUGAUGACAAGAAAAACAUGACAGAGUAUUCUAAGUUUAUUGAUAAGGCGGAUGAUGGAUUGUACAGCAUUAACAUUUCUACCAUUUUUACAAAAGAAUACAAAAAUAAAUAUUGUAUCAUAAAAAAUUCAUAUCUGGAGCAUCAAAGAGGAGCUGCCAUUUAUUUAGCAGAACUGAAAAGAGAAAUAGUUAAGAAAGGAUUUGAACAAGCAAAACAACAUGUGGUUGAUGUCAGCCUUGAUCCGGAAACUGCUCAUCCUGAGCUAAAGGUGUCAGAUGACCUUAAGUGUUUGUCAAGGGGGACAGAGAGACAAAAUGUGUCAGACCAUGAGAAAAGGUUUGAUACACGACUAUAUGUCCUUGGAAACGAAGGUCUUUCAAAAGAGCAUAACUACUGGAUGGUGAAUGUACAAGGUUUAAAACACUGGACUAUUGGAGUAGCUUCUGAAAAUAUACCCAGGAAAGGAAAGCUGAAUUUGUCACCAGAAGAAGGAUUUUGGGUGAUAGAAUUAAAUAAGGAAACCUACACAGUUUAUGAAGAUCGUCCUAAAGACAUUAACAUUUCAGAGCCUUGCCACAUUGGAGUAUAUGUACAACUGAAAAAAGAGAAGAUUGUUUUCUAUGAUGCUGAUAAAGGCCACAUUAUCCAUUCAUUUCAUAGAAAAGGUCAAAGCCCAAUUCAAUUAUAUCCAUUUUUCUCCAUUUGGGAUAUUCAUGAAAAUAUUCAUAAUUUCUUUGUUUUGGUUGAGUUCCUCAUCUCGUUAGUCUAUCUC
Molecule: messenger RNA, 1311 nt
Organism: Bufo bufo (common toad)
Lineage: Eukaryota; Metazoa; Chordata; Amphibia; Anura; Bufonidae
Product: butyrophilin subfamily 2 member A2-like
Exons: 7
Molecular function (GO): protein binding
Source: RefSeq, a predicted model, not a curated record